This is a messenger RNA of Miniopterus natalensis, 804 nucleotides long. RefSeq names its product REC114 meiotic recombination protein (gene REC114). The record is from RefSeq and is a predicted model, not a curated record. NCBI's taxonomy places the organism in Eukaryota, Metazoa, Chordata, Mammalia, Chiroptera, Miniopteridae.
AUGGCGGAGGCGGGAAAAAAGCAGGCGGGCCUUGGGCUUCCAGGUGGAGACGCGGCACAGUGGCCUCUGCAGCGGUAUGGCCGUUUCAUGCCCUUGGGCACAGGAGAGCCACCUGGGCCUGGGCUGGAAGCUGGGAUGGCCCCUUCACCUACGUGGAAGGUUUUUGACUCCAAUGAAGAAUCUGGGUAUCUUGUUCUCACCAUAGUUAUAUCAGGUCAUUUCUUCAUUUCCCAAGGACAAACACUUCUGGAAGGGUUUUCACUCAUUGGUAGCAAGAACUGGUUGAAGAUUGUAAGACGCAUGGAUUGUCUGUUGUUUGGAACAACGAUAAAGAACAAGAGUCGCAUGUUCCGGGUACAGUUUAGUGGAGAGUCCAAGCAGCAGGCGCUGGAGCACUGCAGCAGCUGUGUGCAGAGCCUGGCCCAGUAUGUAACUGUCCAGGCGCCCGAUGGGAACAGCUGGGAUCCUGGCCCAUUGAGGGCAGGUGGGAGCCGAGGGAAGGACUGUGUGCCGAGCAUCCCACUGCAGCACGGAUCGCACCAGAAGGUGGAGCAGCAACAGUGUGCACCGGCCAUCACAAGUGCUCCAGGAGGAAGGGCCUCAGUGGCCCGGUUAGCUCAGUCUCUCCUGGCAUCAGAGGAGCUGCCCCUUGUCUAUGAACAAUCUGCAUGGAAUGCGGAAGAGUUAGGCCCCUUUCUCCGCUUCUGCCUCAUGGAUCAGAAUUUCCCAGCAUUUGUGGAAGAAGUGGAAAAGGAACUAAGAAAACUGAUGGGGUUGAGAAAUUAACACACUCUGUACAUACAG